AAAGCGACUGAGAGUAAAAUACAAAUUUUAUUUUUUACUAUGUUAUUUCUAAAGACCGUAAUACUAAGUCAGUCACGGCAUCAGUUUCUUGUUAUAUAUUUGUAUACUUAUUAAUUUGUAUAAUUUACAUAUUUAUAAAUUACAUCUAAUUACUAUUUUAUUAUGUAAAAACGCAUAGAACACGAAUUAAAAAUAAUAACUUCUCUAUUGUUAACAUAAGAUAAUCAUAUGAAGUAAAUAAAAUUUAUAGAUAUCACUUUGUUUAAUAAUUAUGGAACGACAUGCAGUCCAAAAAGGUUUUAUAACGCUCAAACCUCUUUGUGAUUCGUUAAUCAAAGAUCCGAGUAUAAAAUGUGCGUCGCAAAUCAUAGAUUGUAUAAAAACAAUCUCAGAUGGUAUUAUUCAAGAUUUACUUGAUUAUAUUCUGUUCCCUGUAAUUAUUCAUUUACAAAAUGAGGAUGUCAGUAAACAUUCAAAGGAACAUUUAGUGAAGAUCAUAAGAACUGUUCUAUCAAAAGCCAGGAUUACAAAUUUUAAAUCUUUUAAUAAAUUAUACACUGUCAUUUUAUCUCAAAUUUAUGAUAAAAAUCAAUCACAAAGGAUUAUUUCUUCACAUGAAGAAUUAAAAGAAACAGUACUUCUCUGUCUUCAAGAUUUAUUAAAUCGCUGUUUUACGAAUGUUAUUGAAGAAUUAUAUACACGACAAUAUGCACCUACACUUGCUCAUGGUAUAUAUUUAUGUGUAUUAAUAGCUAAAUAUGAAAAGUCACGUUACCUGAGGUUAAUAGCCAUCGAAACAAUAAUGACCUUGUGCUAUGUAGAUGAUUCUUCAGAUAAGUCUGAUAUUGUUUUGACAAACCAAAUAGCAGACACAAUCAUGUUAUUUUUACCAGGUAUUGCUAGUGGAUUACAAGAAAUUGCUAUGGGAAGUGAUAUUCAGGGACAUAAGAUUACAAUGAUGGCUAUCAAAGCAUGGGCUAGAAUAAUAUGUAUUGUAAUGCAAGAUACAGAUAAUGAAGAAAAUAUACCUUCAGUUAUUAGCUUUAAUAAGCAACAAACAAAUUCAAUUGAUCCAUUAGGAAAAAAAUUACGUCUUGAAGGAGCUGCUGGAAUUGAAAAGUUUCUAAAUUCUACUACAAGGAAUCAAGAGUGGCUGAAUGCCGCAGCUGUUAAAUUAAACAUACUUAUACAAGCAAUGGGUUCUUUAAGAAAACAUUCACAUUAUAAAGUCAGAAAAGAAUUAGCUACGAGUAUUACUUUAUUAAUUACAAUGUGUGCCAGAAAUAUGAAACCAAGCAUUAUGGAGUUAAUAGAAUAUUUGAUUUCCUUAUCUGAAGAUGACAACGAAGAAGUCAAAGAAGAAGCUAAAAAAGCACUAGAUAAAGUUAAUGAAUCUUACAUGCAAAAUAUAGAUAUGAGACCAUUGAUUGAAUUAUUAGAAGAAAGUUUUUACAAGUUACUUACACAAUUGCCACGUAUCGUAAGAAGUUCUGAUGAUAGUGAACAACUAGUAGGUUUAAAUCACCUCUGUGGAUAUUUACGAUUAUUAGGAAAAGAAAGAUUGCCUACUACUAUACAAUCAGCGGCACACGUACAGAGAUUGUUACAGGCUCUUUUAUACAUGAUUGAAAUAGAUUGCAGUGAUAUUACUCUUUUAGAAGAUAUUGGUGUAAAAGAUCUUGAUAAUUUGACUCAUCACAGCCAAACACAUUCAUGGAGACAAUUUAAGUUUAUUCAGGAUAUUUGUUGUAAAGAAAAAAUUUUUACAAUAUGUCAGCUUCUGGGAACAUACAGUGAUUUAAGAAUUUUAGUUGAUAAUAUUCUUCAAGCUAUGUAUAAUGUAUCUCAACAUAGAAAAGAAUUAAUAUUUCUACUUAAUUCCAUAGUAAAUGUUCCUAUUAAAAAUACAUCAACAUUGUCCUUAUAUAAGGAAAUAAUUGAAUUUUAUACUACAGAAGAUUUUUGGUAUUUACCUCUCGAAGUUACAGAGGAUAUACCAUUAUGUGUUGCACAGAAUAAUGUAGUACAAUGUUGCCUUUUAACAGAAGGUUUAGGACAAAUUGCAAAGAAUUUAGAAGACAAUUAUGAAAGUUUUCUACUUAAGACUUUAUAUUUAAUUAUUGAAAGAGCAGGAAGUCCAAAUAGUCUUUUAAGUUAUGUAGGAAUUCAAACUCUACAAAAUAUUGCAGAAUCACAAAAACAUAAAACAAUAGGAGAUCUUUUACGUGUUAAUGUCGAUUAUUUCUCUUAUCAUGUUACUGUUAAAUUACGUAGAUUAGAAAGAAAUCCAGGAGUCCUUGAUGUUGUUGGAGUUGUGAUGAAAUAUAGUUCUAUGGAUGUAUUACCAUGUUUAAAAGAAAUUGUACAAGAUGUUCUUCUGCAGUUAAAUACUGUCUUUCAAAAACGAAAUACGUAUUCUUUUUUAAAAGUUUUUUAUAUAUUUAUAAUGUAUAUAAAGAGAUUAGUAUCAGACUCAAAUACAUAUGUAACAGUAGCAUCACCUACAUUAACACAAAAAGAUUCUGCAGAGAUUAUUAUACAAAAUUUAUUAGAAUAUUAUGAAGCAAAAAAAGCAAAUGAAAAAAUUGACCAAAAUUUUAAUGAUGCAAAUACGGACAUACAAAAUACAGAAAUACACAGUGUAGAAUCUGAAAUCAAUCCGAUAUCUCUGGAGGAAGAAGAGAAUAAUAAAUCUUUACCAAUACAUAUACAAAUGAUUGAAGAUGUUUUGAAAAGAUGCUUACAUUUUCUACCUUCAAAAGAUAUAAAACAAUCACUCAUUGCUAUGUUAACUUUAGAGGAAGCUUUACCAAUUUUAAUCAAAUGGGAAAAUCAAUUAUUACCAAUUGUACAUCAACUUUGGCAUCCAUUAGUAGACAGAUUUCAAGAUCAAAAUGUACUUGUUAUUAAUCGUGCAUGGCAAUUAUUUUGUGUACUUGCACAUAUUUCUAAAGAUUUCAUUAGGUGCAGAACAUUAAAACAAAUACUGCCGGCAUUAUCAAAGUUUUUGAAUAAAUCUGCUAAAGAAAGCUAUAAUAAGCCCAUUGAUGCAGUUUAUAAGUUCACACAAAUGUACAAACUUCAAAGAAAAUUGAUAUCUACAUUGAGCCAAAUUGUAAAAGAUCUUAAACUUCGUGAGAAGGAUGUAUGGAAUGUAUUGAGUAUAACAGAACCAUAUCUCAGUUCACAUCAACAUCCGCUAUUACAAAAUUGUUGCGUAAAUAUGUAUAAAGAACUUGCUAAUUAUAAUAGCGAUAUUGUUUGGGUGAAAUGUCUUAGUAUUUGGCAUUCUAAAAUAGCAAAAAUUCCAACCAAUAAAACGUUCAAUUUGGAAUACUUAAAGAUUACAGAAAAUGCUAUACCAAAUGAAUAUUUCAAAAAUGUAAGAAUAAUAAUUACAUAUAUCCAAGAAAAAAUCUAGUCAAACAUAGGAGAUAAUAAAAAGUUAUUUCUAAAUAUAAGAAUAUAAUUGAUAAAAUAAAUAUGUAUAUACUCGCAAACUUAUACCGGAAACUACUACGAAAAAUAUUUUCCAUGUGACUAAAAGUCUUCUAGAAACAUGUAGGUGAUUUACAUUCAAUAAUCAUAAAUAACUACAAUAUAUAUGUAUGAAAUACACACUGCUAUUAUUAUAAGAAAGCUACAUCUCUUCAAGUUUCUGAAGUGGAAUGUGCUCGAACUUAUUUUAUUAUUUAAAUUUGUAUACUUAAGAAAUAUUCACAUACAUGCGGAAUAAGAUUUAAUACCAUCAUUAUCAUGGACUUGUGAAAAGAAAUAAAAUAAUAAUUAUGUUAACAAAA
This is a messenger RNA of Vespa crabro (European hornet), 3800 nucleotides long. It is a transcript of the gene Tti1, whose product is annotated as TELO2-interacting protein 1 homolog. The transcript is spliced from 13 exons. Gene Ontology annotation, biological process: chromatin remodeling. Lineage: Eukaryota; Metazoa; Arthropoda; Insecta; Hymenoptera; Vespidae. The record is from RefSeq and is a predicted model, not a curated record. Gene Ontology annotation, cellular component: cytoplasm. Bases 272 to 3421 code for a protein of 1049 amino acids.